Cynara cardunculus var. scolymus (artichoke) is the source of this 1998-nucleotide messenger RNA. RefSeq names its product protein PLASTID TRANSCRIPTIONALLY ACTIVE 12, chloroplastic. Bases 114 to 1703 code for a protein of 529 amino acids. The transcript has 11 exons. Lineage: Eukaryota; Viridiplantae; Streptophyta; Magnoliopsida; Asterales; Asteraceae. Gene Ontology annotation, biological process: plastid transcription; positive regulation of DNA-templated transcription; response to light stimulus. Gene Ontology annotation, cellular component: chloroplast; nucleus. The record is from RefSeq and is a predicted model, not a curated record.
AAAACCCUGGCGAGAAGAUCUUGCAGGUCCCAAUUGAACCUUCCCAAAAUCCCUUCUUGUUCAUCUUAUUCACGCAACCAUCUGUGCAGUGCUUAAUUAUAGAAUCAAGCAGUAUGAUUUCUGGAUGUGGCUGUGUGCCUAACAAAUCCCCCUUUUUGUUUCAGACGUCUCUUGCAGGUUCAUUCCCAACAUCAGUAUGGCAAGCGAAAACCAGGUUGAAUACCAUUAAAAGGACUCCUUUAUUUCCUUGUGUAAAGUGUGAAAAGACGGAUAAGGAUGAUCCUUCUUCUGAGAAACCAUCUGAGGAGUCUUUUCAGAAAAUAUUACCUGAGCAGACCCCAUAUUAUACUUACGUGGAUUCACUAACUGGGAGACCUCACCCAGCUUCUGGUGGUCGUACAAAUAUUAUAGGGCAGGAUUAUGCGCCAGAGGGCAUGGUUGGUCAAGUGAGGGCUGCUGGUAUCCCUGCACCAACUGGUACAUCGUCUGGGGCACCAUCUUCUGGGCAAAAUCCUGGAAACAGAAGGAAAAUGCACAGGGCCUCGGUUUCUGCUUCGGAGUCUGCUGAAGUAAAUACACCUAUAAAUCAAGAAUCGGAGGAUGAAACUUUGUAUGAGAUAUUAGAAGAUUCAAAAAAUGACCUUUCUGAUUUUGUGGUAUAUGAGACAGAACCUGCAAAAGAGGAGUUAACCAAGUAUGAACUUGACAAGAAGCUUGGACACCCUCAUCACUUUAUUGAUCCACAAGCAAGGAAGCCAAUAGAGAAGCCCCUUACAAGUGAAGAGUUAUGGUGGAACUGGAGGAAACCAGACAAGGAACAAUGGUCCAGGUGGCAGAGGAGGCGUCCUGAUGUUGAAACGGUGUUUCUGAAGGCCAUGGCAGAGACUGGCCAAAUCAAGCUCUAUGGUGACCAUCCAACCAUGACAGAAACUGCUCUCUACAGAGCUAGGAGGCAUUUAUAUAAAGAAGAAAGGCUGGAGGCAGAACGUGAAAGACUGGAAAGAGAUGGCCCGAUAGCAUACUAUUCGGAAUGGGUUGAAGCAUGGAAGAGAGACACAUCACGUGAAGCUGUUCAGAAACAUUUUGAGGAGACUGGUGAAGAUGAGGUCACCCAACUCAUAGAAAUGUUCACAUAUCAAACUGAUCGUGAAUAUCGCAUAAUGAUGGGUACCGAUAAUCGUAUUUCUAGGGAUCCCUUGGCUAUGCGAAUGCGGGAGGAUCAGAUAAAGCAAAUAUGGGGUGGAGAUCCGGUUUACCCAACAGUGAACUACAUUCAAGAUCCAGAUCAAGUGAUUGAUUUCCGUGGUCCUGAUUUUCACGAGCCUACACCCAAUGUUCUAUCUUAUUUGCAAGAGCAUGGCAAUAUAACAUCAAAGGAGGAAAUUGAUAAAAUUUUGGCGGCAGAGAAGGUUGAAAAAGUAAAGGUACAAACGCCAUUUUCUGACGAUGAGGCUAUGGCUAAAGCUGUUGACAUAGGUGAAAAAGAGGAUAAUGACAAUGAUGGUAUCCUCGAAGACGAAAAUAUCACACGCAAUUGGAGUGUUUUGAAAAGUACUCCUGAGCUUCGCAAAUCAAAGCCGAAACCUGCAAAAGAAGGUAAAGAAGGUAAAGGUAAGAUGUCUUUGGAGGAAGCUAUAGCUGAUUCUGAAAACUUGACGGACUUCCUGUUGGACUUCGAUCAAGAUAAGGAUAUUGGAAGCUAAUUUCACAAGAUAAAUUUCAUGGUCGGCUCAGAAUGCGAAGAUGUGGUGUCGAUAGACCAAAGAAGUUGGUUUUAUAUACAUUUUACCCACAGAAGACCUUCAAGUUUGUAGUUGGAGGAUGAGUUGUUCAUAUUUUGGUACCUGAUAAGUUGCUGCAAUCUCUGUAUCUGUUUUCUGUAGGAGCAAAUACCAUAAACGUAAAAAAAUGUGGAGCAGUAACUAGAGUUACCAUUGCUGGGAAAAAUGAUGUGCUCUUCAGACAUUUAUAUAUGCAGGCUUGCACCCUUCUAUCUCU